Daldinia caldariorum is the source of this 1861-nucleotide messenger RNA. Its product is annotated as acid protease. Lineage: Eukaryota; Fungi; Ascomycota; Sordariomycetes; Xylariales; Hypoxylaceae. Gene Ontology annotation, molecular function: aspartic-type endopeptidase activity. The coding region runs from base 1 to 1509 and encodes 502 amino acids. The transcript is spliced from 4 exons. The record is from RefSeq and is a predicted model, not a curated record. Gene Ontology annotation, biological process: proteolysis.
AUGGCAGCUCGACUAUUCCUCCUCCUUGAUUUGAUCAUAGGAGCUUACUGCCAAGUCUCGACUGUCGAGCGCCGCAAUAGUCGCUACGUCAAGCUACCAGUUGUACAUUCUACGAAUAAAGAUGUAUUCUCUGAUUUCGGCGAUAAGCGGGCUAUAACCACUGUACCCCUAGCCAACAGAUCGGAUGUAGCAUACUACGCUUCAUUGGACAUUGGCACUCCGCCGCAGCAGGUCUACGUUCAGUUAGAUACCGGCUCGUUUGAGCUUUGGGUAAACCCCGAUUGCUCUGAUCUUACAGGUUCUGCGGAUGUUAGAUUUUGCCAGGCAGUAGGGCAUUAUGACUCGUCGUCUUCGUCUACCGCUACGCGGCUAGCUGGUUCGCAGACGCUGCAGUAUGGUAUCGGUAAAGCUAAGAUUCAAUAUUAUUCGGAUAACAUUGGUCUCACAGGCACGGAUGCGAAAUUAAAAGGGGUUCGGUUCGGUGUCGCCACUGAGACAGAUGACGAAUUCGCGGGCAUUCUGGGAAUAGGUCACGGGAUAAACGUGACUACACGGUACAAGAACUUCGUGGAUGAGUUAGAGAGUCAAGGGGUAACGGAUACCAAAGCGUUCAGUCUGGCUCUCGGCGGCAAGGAUGAGCAAGAAGGAGUCAUCAUUUUCGGCGGAGUAGACACCGGCAAGUUCACGGGCACCUUGCAGACCUUACCUAUCAUUCCCGCGGCGAAAUCUCCGGACGGUGUACCAAGGUACUGGGUCAACAUGACGUCUCUGAGUCUAACGCCUCCGAACGGCGCUACGAAGGACUACAUCAACAAGACGAUGGCCGUAUUCUUAGAUAGCGGUGCCACUCUCACCCUCCUACCGACCGAUCUGGCGAACAGCAUCGCGGCAGAUUUCGGCGCCAAGGCUACGGACGCCAACGGUCUCUACCCGGUCGACUGCUCCCUCAACGAUCUUCCGGGGACUCUGAACUUUGCCUUCGACGGCGUCACCAUUAAAGUGCCCUAUUACGAGGUCGUCAGGGAGGUCCGCACCGCUUUUUACACGUCGUGCUACCUGGGCAUCAUGGCUAGCAACGAUUUCAUUCUUCUCGGCGACACCAUGCUCCGCUCUGCUUACGCCGUUUUCGACCAGACCAACAAUGCUAUUCAUAUGGCUCAGUACGUGAACUGCGGCACGAAUGAGAUAGAAAUCACCAAGGAGACGGACAUGACUAAAAUCAAAGGCGACUGCGAUGCCCCGACAUCCAAGACAUCAUCCACCGAAUCCACAUCAUCUUCGUCUUCGUCUUCGUCUUCGUCAUCAUCACCGUCCCCUUCCUCAUCUCCGUCAAAAGCAAGCGGCAGCACUACCGCAACUGGAGUCAGUUCCCCUGGCGCAAGCACGACCGCGCCGGCGGGUGAGUCGGCCGCUACGCCGCCGGAUUCGUCCAGUUCCCGUGGUGGAGUCGAGUGGUGUCUGGGACUUGUUGCGGUUGCGUUCUGGGCCGUUGCGUCCAUAUGGAUAUGAGGAAAUUUGUUCGUCCGAAAAAAUAAUCGUCCUUUUUUGUCUCGGAAGUAUAUCUACCUAGACCUAACCUAACCUACUAACCUCCAUGCAUUUUAUGAGCGAGCGCAUCUAAAGCGGAAUAUAGAACGUCUAGAGCAUAGCAUAACAUACCUAGUUUAAUCAUAGUACAUAUAUCAGCAACUAUAGUGCUUGCAAGCAUUAGGUACUGUCUUAUUGAUCUACUCGCUGUUUUGUAUAUAAUUGCGUGUAUAUGGAAUCUAGCCUUGAUGUGUUCAUUUUCAUAGGCAUCUGCUCAACCUGAAAUAUUAGGUAGCUAGAGUUGAUACGUCUUUACGAAGCAUUAUUCCGCAUA